Molecule: messenger RNA, 3034 nt
Organism: Epinephelus fuscoguttatus (brown-marbled grouper)
Lineage: Eukaryota; Metazoa; Chordata; Actinopteri; Perciformes; Serranidae
Exons: 6
Coding region: 1189-1848 (219 amino acids)
Source: RefSeq, a predicted model, not a curated record
CUCCAUUUUGUGCGCUGAGCGGUAGGCAGCUCUGGCCCACCGAUCCCAAAACAGCAGGAACUGACAAUUAAAGGAUCAGAAUCCCACCUUACCAGACAAAGCUGGCCCUGUUGACACAGGACCUGUGUCGUCACCUGGAGGAAUGUCCCCAAUCUUCCCCCAGGCAUCCACUCCUUUAGUGAAGAAAACCCCAAAGAAAACCCUACAGCUUCCCAGUCCUCCAGAAUAUGUUGUCUACACAGACAGUGAGUUAGAGCAAGUGCGUAAACACUACUUUGAGAUGGUCUCCACUGGCAGAGAGGGGGAAUGUAUUAUGUCCAAAGAGCUGAGAUGCAGGCUAGUGAGGAACACUGUCACCAGCAUGAUUUCCAUCUUGAGGAGCAAGGAGAGGAAGUCCGAUACCCUACCAGGCACGAAAUCACUGCAAUGGCUAGGAGACUAGUGGAGUAUUAUCCCAUGCUACAGGAUGAAGACAAAACGCAUAUGACCAUUUUCAAGAAUCUUCUCAAGAGGCUGCAGAAUGUGAAGUCCCCACAAAAGAGGCAGGGGCCCACACCUGUGAGAGGCCAUUCAAAGAAAAGGCAUCAGAUUGACUUCGCAACAAGUGACAAGGAGGGAGAAGAUUAUGAUGCAGACUCAAGUGGUGGAUCAACAAUUAUUUUGCAUCAAAGAUCUGGGAGCAGUUCUGAUGAUAGCCUCACUUCAUGUAAGUGGAAACAGAAUUUUUGUUAUAACAUGAAGGUUAGCAAUAUUACGAUAGCAUUGGAUAUCAUGAUAUAUUUCGUACAUUGAUGUUCUAUAUUUUAAUUGUGAUUGCUCCUUGAUUUACUGUAAAGUGACAUGAUUUGUCAUUUCUUUUCAUUUAUUUGGCUCUCAGAGCACAGGGAGCACACAUUACUGAGUGUGUAACAUACAUUUACAGUACUGUGUGUGGUGGGGCUUAAGGUGAUCUCCUUUAUCAAUAUAUCUUAUCGUUUAAUUUUCUGUCGUAGAAAACAAACUGCCACGUCUAUGUAAGGGCUAAAAUAAUCUGUCAGUUUUGGUUUAAUGUUACACUUGCUGUUAAAAACCAAUAGUGUCAUUGAUAUUUAUAUGUCCGAUACCAAUUACUGAUAAUUGUUUUCUGUUAUUGUGGAGAGUCAGGAUAGUCUGGCAACCCAGGCCAGACAUUACAACACUCUGCAAGCGAUGUACAAGAAAUCAAAACCCAACCAAGAUGCUGUCUCCCAACUCCUUGACCUUGAGUUUGAAGCAAGAAGAGCCUUCAUUGACUGUAAUGUCCUGAAAGAAGAGGACAGGCCAACGAAGAUCCUGGAUGCAUAUCCAUGUUUCAAGGAACUUCAUCAUGUGAUGGAUGAGCUGCGUCGGAUCCUGGAUAAGGGCAACAAGAAAUUCACUGAUGAAGUAAAGAAGAGAUGGGAAGACUUCUGUGCCAAGGUGCAAUUUUACGGUGUUUGGAAGAAAGUGAUGAAACCACCUAUGAACAUGGAUGGAGUGGAACACGCCAUAGAGCUGGUCAGGGCACUCCCCACACUCUUUCCUUCACCAGCUGCACCGCCUAAGAAGAUCGGACAUGCCAGUGAGGCAUUGCUUCAUGUCCUUCAGCCAACAGAGGAUCCCACCAUCUACCUCCAGAAGAGACCUCUCUCCAGCCCUCUAUUGCUCUUUGAUGGGUCCCGCUGUCUGGUCGCAAUCGGAACCACUCCCAUCACCACAUUUGCCAAGGAAGAACUCGGUGAGGGUCUACUGUAUCUGAUGGCUUACUACUACACCAUCCACCUUACAUAUCCAAGGUGUGUGGCAACCACUGACACAGUUUCAGUGUUCAGUGUCAUGACGUUGUUAUGAAGUACAAGAGAAAACAUUGAAGAUGAAAGUUGAAAGUCUUCCUUUGGUUCAUAAAAAAAUAUUUCUGAUGGCUUUUCUUUCUCAACCAUCAAAACAUAUGUGCUACAAAUGUUCUGCAUGACAGCACUUUAUAGGGCUGGGUUUCAGUAGUAAUUAUUAAAUAGUUUUAGAUGUUUAAGACAUUUAAUUAGGUUUGCAAACGUGGUGGAACACAAAAGCACUGCAUUAUUGUACUAGUUUUGAGUGAUGUCAUGUCACAUUGUGAUUGGAUAUUUACUUGCAAAGCUUUUAUUGCACUUAAAGUAAUAUGAGUAUGAGUGUAGUUCAAACUCCAGUAAGUUCCUUCACCUGGUUUGGCUCGGCUGCAUGUGCAGCACACACAUGCAGAUUGCAUAUCUGUAUUCCUUCAGAGUUCAAUAUCACCUGCAAAAUGUAAGGUUUAUUUGGAAAUAGUGAGUGGGAUUUGAAAAGGCUCCCAUCAAUGAUGUCAUUUUUGAAACUGACCGAAUAAUAUGAUGUAUGAUCAAGUAGCUUUUUAGCAUCUCUCAACUUAGAGUCUGUGCUAGCCCUUUCUAUUUCAUGGUACUGUGUAAUGUGUUUGUCCUUUCAGUAAAACGUUUUUGUCAAAAUUCUCUUACAUUUCAUCAAAGCUACAUUACCUUUGUCACUACCUUGGCCUCUCAUGAUAAAAAAAAACUAAAACAGUCUUCUGGGCAAAUGUUGGUAUUGUUGAAGAUCAUGCUGUUUCUGUUGAACAGUACAGAGAAAAAUGCAUAUGUUCAGUUUCACUUAAUUGAAAUAGUUCAGAUACAAAGCCAACCCCUUCCUUGAACCCAGCAAGUAUGUGUUACGCAAGUGUGUCAACUUAGGUCAGCUUUGACCUAAACUUUGGAUUUGUGUUUUGUAAAGUAUAUUUGUGGGACUGUACUUGAUCAUACUUCACAUUAUCCAGUCAGUUUCAAAAACGUGUCUAUGUUGCAUAUGUAUGCGUGUAUAAGCCACUUUACUUUGACUGUGUGUUGUAUGCCUUCAAUCCCCAAAAGUUUUGCUGUAAUGUACUCCAUAUUUGUCACUUCUGAGACAGGACCCAAUUCCUUCUCAAGUACAAAAUUGGGAUGCUCAGUGCCCAUUUCAUUUUGACAACAUUCCAAAAUUAGACAGUUUAUUUUUGCAGUGCGCAGGUUAU